Messenger RNA from Penicillium angulare, 1230 nucleotides. RefSeq lists its product as uncharacterized. The transcript has 2 exons. Gene Ontology annotation, cellular component: cytoplasm. The record is from RefSeq and is a predicted model, not a curated record. The coding region runs from base 1 to 1230 and encodes 409 amino acids. Lineage: Eukaryota; Fungi; Ascomycota; Eurotiomycetes; Eurotiales; Aspergillaceae.
AUGUCCGACUCAACUCUUUACCUCUACACCUCCCUAACAGCAGGGUCAUCGCACAUUGUCACCGCAACGGCCCGUAUAGAAACAAUCCUUAAGGCAAACAAGUUACCCUUCCGCGCCAUUGAUGUCGCCACAGACGAUGCCGCCCGUAAACUGUGGGGUCGACGCUCCAAGGGCAAGAAAUUGCCAGGACUAGUCAAGUACGGCGACAUAGUAGGCGACCUAGAAGAGAUCGAAGAAUGGAACGAAUUCGGCGAAUUGCGCAUGGUCGUAAAGAACGUCCCAGAUCUAGACGGCAUGCCAGCAACUAGCUACCCAGCACCAGCAGGAAAUGCAAAUGAAAACUCGCAAGCCACCUCCACACCUAAAGAGCCCGAACCCAAAACACCCAAACCCUCUACGAUCAAGAUCCAAAGCCCCCCUGCCAAACAAGAAGAACAAAAAGACAGCACCGCAGUCCUAGCACUUCGUCAAGCAAGCGCCGAAGCAGCUUCAAAGGCGAAAGACCUAAAAAGCGAUAAGAAAGAAGAGAAGGGCAGUACCACUACCACCGAGAACGAACAACCUACCUCCAACAGCCCAACAAGCAAACCCCGUAAAGCUUCCGUCGCGCCCGAGUUACCCGAUACAGCGCCCGACUCCCCCAAGGGCGUUAAGCGACCUGCUCUCGUUCCAGAAGAAGCAGCCGUCUCAUCUGCAAACUUCCACGCUGAUAAUGCCGAGAUGCUAGGUCUCGUGGAACAUCAUCGGGGGUCGAUAAUUUCGAACAUGGACAAGGAGGAGCAGGAUAAGGCUGUGAAAGAGAUCCGAUCGUCUAUUUCUGCGGAGGUUCCGCCUGGAUCGAUUGAUGCUUUGCGGAAGGAGGCGGCGGCGAAACCGAAGCAGGACAGCGUGACUAUUGAGGAGAGUCCGAUUGCUGAAGCUGCGGUGGAGGAAGAGGAGUCUAUGACUAAGAAGGCUGAGACUGGGCCUGCUGCAGAGACUAAGGAUGUUGCUACGACGGAGUCCACUGAUGAGGAGUCUACUGAUGAGGAGGAGGGGGAAGAGGAAGAUGAAGAGGAGGAGUUGAAGAAGAAGAAGAAGGAGAUCGAUGCUGAUAAAGAUGCCAAGGGCAAGGUCGAGGCCGAGGCUAAGACUAAGACUACGACUUCUGCUCCGGCGGACCCCGCGUCUGCAUCUGCAUCUGCAUCUGCAUCUGCGGAGACGAAGGAGACUACGUCAGCGACGCAGUGA